AAGUAUUACCCACAGUGCACUGGGCCGCCCUGAGAGCGCGCAGUGCACUGGUUGUUGUUGUUAACGAGGAGGACGACACGGAAGAGACACGGUUGCCUACUGAAUAAGGGCUAAUGAGUGCAGAAAUAUCGCGGCUCCCUUGACCUCCAUACCCGCUGCUAGCCUCCUGUUCAACAUCCCGUUACGAGUUGGACCAGCGAUAUGGCUCCAUAUAACCUACUGACGGCCACCGCUAGCCUCGUGGCUAGGUCAUUCAGUGCAUUCUACACAAACACGCCUGCAAGGUGCACCAGCAUCGUCUACAACGCACACAUCUUCCCGGUGAAAUACUUGACCUCGCAGACCAGCGGCCCACCAAAGAGACCUCUAAACGGAUACAUGAGAUACGUCCUGCAGCAGAAACCAUUCGUGACAAGUCAGAAUCCAGAAAUCAAGUUAGUAGAUGUUGUCAGGAAGAUCGCCCAGCAGUGGAGAAUGAUGAGCCCAGAGGAGAAACAGCCUUUUCAGGAGGCAUCCGUCCAGGCCAUGAAGCAGUUCAAGAUGGACCUGGAGAAAUAUCAAUCCCAGCUGACUCCAGCACAGCUCCAGCAGCAAGCUGUGGAAAGAAGACAGAGGCUCGCUAAAAGAAAGGCCAUUCGAAAGAAGCGGGAGCUGACCAUCCUUGGCAAACCCAAACGGCCUCGAACUCCUUUCAACAUCUUUAUGUCAGAGCACUUUCAGGAGGCCAGAGGAGCCACGACCCAGGCCAAAAUGAAGUCUCUGUUGGAUGAUUGGAGGAAUCUGUUCAGUCAUCAGAAGCAGAUCUACGUCCAGCUGGCUGAAGAUGACAAAAUCCGUUACAAGAAUGAGAUGAAGUCAUGGGAGGACCACAUGGUGGAUAUUGGACGAGUGGACCUGAUCCGGGAACAGACCCAGCCCACAAAGAAAAAGCCUCCAGCUGUAAAGAAACAAGCAAAGAAGAGUUCUGCUAAAUCAGUGAAGAAGACCAGUCCUAAACGGAAGUCAAAAACAUCCAGCAAGACAAAACUCAGUAGUUCAGCCAAAACUGUCAAAGCAGGAUCUUCCAAAAAAGCCUAAGAUGUGAUUUUGAGUCCAGGCAAACGACUGAAAGUAGCUCUCAUGGUUCACCAUUUAUUUAGCCUUGUUUUGUUCUUUUGACAGUGAAACUGACUCCCGUCUUCACAUAGUCUUGUUUUUCUAUAGGGAAAUCUCUAACAAAUAAAGCUUAACUUUCAUAAGUCUAUUUUUACAUAAUGUGAGCUCAUUAUUUCUGUUGCUGCAUUUAUAAACGAUCCAGUCUGAAGUAUGUUUUUUAUUUGUUGGUACAUUAAGAUCCAUGUUUUCUUUGAGAUGCACAUCUGUGUGUUGCAAAGGCUGUUCAUUUGGGUUUUUUCUUUUAAACAGUCGUCUGUUUUCAGUCUCCGUCCAUAAACCAAUCCUUUGAAUUUCAGUAUUACUGGGAGGACUGACUGUGGAUAACAAAUCAUGUAAUUCUUGUUACAAAAAAAGAAAAAACAUCAAAACCAA
Fundulus heteroclitus (mummichog) is the source of this 1527-nucleotide messenger RNA. Its product is annotated as transcription factor A, mitochondrial. The record is from RefSeq and is a predicted model, not a curated record. Gene Ontology annotation, molecular function: transcription cis-regulatory region binding. The transcript has 7 exons. Lineage: Eukaryota; Metazoa; Chordata; Actinopteri; Cyprinodontiformes; Fundulidae. The coding region runs from base 202 to 1077 and encodes 291 amino acids.